Syngnathoides biaculeatus (alligator pipefish) is the source of this 2302-nucleotide messenger RNA. It is a transcript of the gene def8, whose product is annotated as differentially expressed in FDCP 8 homolog. The transcript has 12 exons. Bases 337 to 1662 code for a protein of 441 amino acids. The record is from RefSeq and is a predicted model, not a curated record. Lineage: Eukaryota; Metazoa; Chordata; Actinopteri; Syngnathiformes; Syngnathidae.
ACGUCAUUUGAUGGAGUGAUUAUCUAUCGUUGUCAGAAAGGCUGGGCUCGUUCAAAUAAUAGCACAAUUCGAAUGUUUUGAUUAUUGAUCAUUUCCUGCACCCUGCUUUUGGGCCUGGUCGCGAGAUAAAUGCAUUUUUAUUUGUUUGUUAAAUGAGAUAAUAUAUAACGGCUGUCUAAAGGUUUUUAUUGACACUGUCAGGAGUUAUUAUUCAUGAACGUUUAUUUUUCUGGGUGUAAUUUAUUGUGGAAAUAGAUAUGCAGUGCAUCAUAGCUGGGGCUAUUUCAAAUAUUUCAACACACAUGCACUGUGGCAAAAGGAGAUGUAGCCGAUGAAAUGGAGUAUGACGAGAGACUGGCACAAUUCCGCCAAACCCGCCUCAAUCCCUUCGAUCGAGGAGAAAAAGAGGAUGGUCCCCAAAGGGGAAGGACACCCCCACAGCAGGAAACAAGACAGGAGCUGUUUACUGGGACCAGAAUCCAAAGUUCAGACGGAACCAUGGAUCUUGGUCUAGCUGAGGACCACUUCUCGAGACCUGUGGGUUCAUUUGUGGCCUCCGACAUAGAGCAGUUGAAACUGGCCAUAGAGGAAUGUAAGAAGCUGAUCUUGGAGCUGCCAGAACACUCAGAAAAACAAAAAGACACGGUGGUGAAACUGAUCCAUCUUCGUCUUAAACUGCAGGAGCUAAAGGAUCCCGAUGAGGAUGAGCCUAAUUUGAGAAUGGUUCUAGAGCACCGGUUCUCCAAAGAGAAGAGCAAGAGUGUCAAACAUACCUGUGACAAAUGUAGUACCAUCAUCUGGGGCCUCAUCCAAACAUGGUACACCUGCACAGGUUGCUAUUACCGCUGCCAUAGUAAGUGUAUGAACCUAAUCACUAAGCCCUGUGUGAGGUCAAAGGUCAGCCAUCAGUCCGAGUACGAGCUCAGCAUCUGCCCUGAGAUCGGACUGGACCGCCAAGACUAUCGUUGCGCGGAAUGUCGCGCGCCGAUUUCACUGAGGGGUGUACCAAGUGAGGCCAGACAGUGUGACUACACUGGCCAAUAUUUCUGCAGCACGUGCCACUGGAAUGACGCGGCCAUCAUCCCAGCACGAGUGAUCCACAACUGGGAGUUUGAACCGCGCAAGGUUUGUCGAUCCUCGCUGCGGUACCUGGCCCUGAUGAUGUCUCGGCCUGUGCUGAAGCUGAAAGAAAUCAACCCGCUGCUCUUUAACUUUGUGGAGGAACUGGUUGAGAUCAGAAAACUUCGUCAUGAUAUUCUACUGAUGAAACCCUAUUUUAUUACUUGUAAAGAAGCAAUGGAGGCUCGACUUCUACUUCAGCUUCAGGACCGCCAGCACUUUGUGGAAAACGACGACAUGUACUCGCUGCAGGAUUUGAUUGACAUCUCCAGCGGGCGACUGAGCUGCUCUCUCACAGAAGUCCACACCACAUUCGCCAAACACAUCAAGCUGGAUUGCGACCAGCGUUGCCAGGCCAAAGGCUUCGUGUGCGAGCUGUGCAAGGAGGGAGACAUCCUCUUUCCUUUUGACAGUCACACCUCGGUUUGCCACGACUGCUCAGCUGUCUUCCACAGGGAUUGUUACUACGACAACUCGACAACGUGUCCACGGUGUGCCCGGAUGACCGAACGCAAACAUGAUGAAGACUCAAAAGAUGCAUGAAGGAAGUCGAGGUUGCACUUGUCCGAACGAGGUCGUGUACAUAGCGGAAUCCUGGUAGAGUAGCAAGCAACUAACAAUUUGCUGUCUCCUGCUUUAUUGUAUUUAUCAUCCUGCACGUUUAUGUACAGGAAUUUAAAGCGUCAAUGUUAUUUACCUCGAAAAUUGCUGCAAAUAAAAUCCAAAUUGUAAAGAUGAAGAUACUACAUAUCCAGUGCUGGUCCAUCUAUUUAACAUGAAGCAAAAAUGUAUGCAUUUUUUUUUUUAAACAUUAAAAUUUACAGGGUUGUUUGUCCGUGUAACUUGAAUUAUGGUAUGGUAUAAAUGUGCUUGUUUUAGUAAGGAUAAAUGUAAAGCUAUGUUAGCUUGCAUUCCAAAUGAUGUAUUAGUACCAGAGGUGUACCCAAGUGUAUCGAAUCCAGUAGAUGUGAAUACUUGAAUACGUUGCGAUUGGCAGGUUAGAAGAAGCCGUGAACCAAACGUCAAAAUAAUCUCGGCGACGCGUGAACGUUUUUUUAUCGUAAUGAACCUGAAUUACAUUUAACCAAAGGACGUGAGAAGACACCUUUGAUUAUGUGUAAAUGUUGAAAUAAUAUAUUUGUUUUAAAAUAAUAACUCUUUGCUGUUAUUUUUCAGCAUGACG